Molecule: messenger RNA, 885 nt
Organism: Phaeodactylum tricornutum CCAP 1055/1
Lineage: Eukaryota; Bacillariophyta; Bacillariophyceae; Surirellales; Neidiaceae
Exons: 1
Cellular component (GO): chloroplast
Molecular function (GO): phosphatase activity
Source: RefSeq, a predicted model, not a curated record
UACGAUGGUUUCAUUCUGGAUCAAUUUGGUGUUAUGCACAACGGAGAGCAUGGCUUGGAAGGUGCACCCGAAUGCGUAGAAGCUCUAGCCAGGCAAGGUAAAAAACUAAUUAUUCUCUCCAACUCGUCAUCCCUGGCCAAAGAUACAUCAGCUCGACUACCGAAACUCGGUUUUGACCGUGACGCGUUUGUAGGAGCCGUCACAAGUGGCGAGGAAGCGAGCCACUAUAUUCAAGAAACAUACGCUGGCAAAAAAUGCCUUUUCCUGACUUGGAAGUCACCCAAGACACCGUCUCCAGUCUCGGUUUUGCAAAAGUACGGGAAUGUAUCGAUAUCAGACAACGUAGAAGAAGCUGACUUCAUCUUGCUGCAUGGUUGCGAAGUUAUGCGAGGGCCAGGACCAGAUGGUGAGGCAUCCGAAACUGAUCUCGGACAUUUCAUGGAAACGGGUAACUUGGAAAUUGUCGACAAGAUAUUGAAACCGUGUUUGGAUCGGAUGAUUCCUAUGGUUUGUGCCAAUCCCGAUUUUAUUUACGUCAAACCUGACGGCGAUGUCGCCAGCAUGCCGGGCAAGAUUGCGGAGCGCUAUGAACAACUCGGGGGGUCCGUUACGUCUUUCGGAAAGCCCCAUAAGGAACAUUUUGAAGCAUGUGUUCGUGAUUUGGGCCUGCCCAAAGAGAAAGUUGUGCACGUUGGCGACUCAAUCUACCACGAUAUUGCCGGCGCCAACGCCACCGGAAUCAGCAGUAUUCUAGUAGUCGGUGGCGUCCAUCGCGAGGAGCUAGGUAUUGAAGUCGGAAGUCUGCCCGAACGCGACGCUCUGGAACAACUUUUUCACACACAUGGGGAAACUCCAACUCAUGUUGUGCCUCUGCUAAAGCUCUAA